AUGCGAAGCUCGUUGUGCCCGCAAGCCGCGCCCUCGGGCGCCAGGCUUCAGAUGGGUCUUGCUGCCCAUCCGGCGCCCCAUAGCCGGCUUCUGACGAGGCCGCUCGCGCCCUUGCCCGGACUGGGCGGAAGUCGGGGACGCCACGCACGCCUAACCUCGCGGAAGCAUGACGAGGCUGGCCGGCGCAGCGCUGCUGCACAGGAUGUCCGGAUUGAUGGCCUCACCGGGCAGGAGGAUGAGGGAUCGAAGAACGGCGGCUCCGUGGUGUCGAACGGAGCAGCCUUGAACGGGAGCACCAACGGGGCCACGGCGACCGUGGACGCCGUUGUGGUGAAUGGGAACGGUGCUGCCACCAUCAGCCCUACGAAACCGGCCAGCGAGAACGGCGCGGCCGCCUCCAAGAAGAGCAAGGUCCCAAAGGUCCUUGAAACUGUUGCAGACGAAUCGAACGGGGCGACGGGCUCACCAUAUCGCAACCCCGGGGGCAAGUGGAACCGGUUCAAGGGCUACAGCACCUGGCAGCGCACCCUGGAGAUCUGGACGUUCGCGUUCAGCUUCCUCUUCCGGUACUGGCGCAUCGGGCGCGCGUUCCACUACAAGAAGAAGGGCGGCAUGACGAAGGAGAACGUGUCUGCCGAGCGGCGCAAAGUUGCCGUGUGGCUGCGCGAGGGGCUGGUGCGCCUGGGGCCGACCUUCAUCAAGAUCGGUCAGCAGUUUUCGACCCGCGUCGACGUCCUCGCGAAGGAGUUCAUCGAGGAGCUGGAGAAGCUCCAGGACAACGUCCCUCCGUUUGACUGGGAGAGCGCGCGCGCCAUCCUGAACCGCUCGAUCGGGAGGCCCGUCGAGGAGGUGUUCGAGUCGUUCGACACGCAGCCGAUCGCGGCCGCGUCGCUGGGGCAGGUCCACCUGGCGGUGCUGAACGGCACCAAGGUCGUGGUCAAGGUGCAGCGGCCCGGGCUGCGGGAGCUGUUCGACAUCGACCUCAAGAACGUCCGCGUCCUGGCGCAGUGGCUGCAGAAGGUGGACCCGAAGACGGACGGGGCGAAGAGGGACUGGGUGGCGAUCUACGACGAGUGCUCGCGCGUGCUGUACGAGGAGAUCGACUACCAGAACGAGGCGCGCAACGCGCAGCGCUUCUCGGACAACUUCAAGGACGUGGACUGGGUCAAGGUGCCCAAGAUCCUGUGGGACUACACCACGCCCCAGACCAUGGUCAUGGAGUACAUGCCGGGCAUCAAGAUCAACCGCGGGGACGAGCUCGUCCGGGCCGGCGUCGACAAGGACCGCAUCGCGCGCCUCGCCGUCGAGUCGUACUUGAUGCAGAUCCUGCGCCACGGCUUCUUCCACGCGGACCCGCACCCCGGCAACGUGAGCGUGGACCCAGCAGAUGGUGGGCGCCUCAUCUACUACGACUUCGGCAUGAUGGGCGCGCUGAAGACAGACGUGCGGGCCGGCCUGCUCAACCUGUUCUACGGGACGUACGAGAAGGACGCGGACAAGUGCCUGGACGCUCUGAUCCAGAUGGGCGUGCUCGUGCCAACCACCAACGACCGCACUGCGAUCCGCCGCACGGCCGAGUUCUUCCUCAGCUCCUUCCAGAACCGCCUGGACGAGCAGAAGGAGGCGCAGUCGAGCAUGGGCAAGGACAAGUACGAGGCACAGGGGUUCAAGGGUGAGCGUAGCAAGGACGAGAAGAAGCAGCGUCGGAAGCAGAUCCUGGAGGCCAUCGGGGAGGACUUGCUGUCGGUCGCAGACGAGCAGCCCUUCAGGUUCCCCGCGGAGUUCACCUUCGCUGUGCGCUCCUUCACCGUGCUCGACGGGAUCGGCAAGGCGCUCAACUCGCGGUUCGACAUCACGGAGAUCAGUGCGCCGUACGCACGCGGCCUGCUGCUGGAGUCGCAGCCCUUCCUCAAGAAGUACCAGGAGGACCUCGGGCGCCGCGCGGGCCUGCAGGCCCGUGCGGUCAAGAACCUCUUCACCGGGCCCAACCAGAUCGAGGACAUCGCCAACUUCACGAAGCGCCUCGAGAACGGCGACCUGAAGCUGCGCGUGCGUGCGUUCGAGGCCGAGCGCGCCCUCCAGCGGUCAGACCUGAUGCAGGACGCCACCGUGAAGGCUGUGCUGGCCAGCGCGGCUGCGAACGUCGGUACCGUCCUCGCUGUGUCGGCGAUCCAGAUCGGCGCGAAUGUCGCUUUUGGUGUUGCGGGGCUCCUGGGGAUCUCCGCGGGGCUCACGAUGCUGAAGGUUCAGAAGCUGAGGAAGAAGGAGCUCAGUCUCAAGGGCCGGGCAUAG
Messenger RNA from Pedinophyceae sp. YPF-701, 2292 nucleotides. The record is from the annotation of a GenBank genome assembly. Lineage: Eukaryota; Viridiplantae; Chlorophyta; Pedinophyceae.